UGUCAUUUAAUCGCCACUGAAUUGCAUAUCAAUAUUGAUUGUGGUUUCGAAAUCACGGCUUAAUUCAAGUCCACAUUUAAUAUACGGCUCAUUGAAAGGCAACACAAACUGUGGAUACGAUGACACAAUUGGUCCACAAAUCGCUUAAUCUGUUUGUUUCGCCCGAAAAGUUUUACGUCAGACCCGUUGACAACGACAAUGAACUCCUUAUUAUCGACCGACAGACCACUCAAAUCACUUUAGAGGCCCCGAAAACACAGAUUACAGGCAUCGCUACAUCCAAACUAAUUCAUGGCAUUCUCGGUGUCGUUAGACUAUUGGCCGGUCCGUAUUUGAUUGUCAUAACGAAAGUGUCAAAAGUUGGCGAAAUUUACGGCCAAUCGGUGAUGAAGAUCGACGAGACAGAGAUCAUACCAUUCAGUCGGACGACACUCCACUUGACCGAAGACCAGAACCAAUACAACAAGAGUUAUCUAAAUAUGAUUAAAACUGUUUUGGAUUCGCCGUACUUUUAUCUCUCAUACACUUACGACUUGACUCACACUCUUCAAAGUCUUUAUAAUUGUGGUCCGGAUUUCAUGUCUAAAUCGCUGUUUGAAAGAGCCGACAAACGUUUUGUAUGGAACCACUGGUUACUGUCGGAACUGUCGGUUCGGUCCGAACUCAGCGCCUAUUGUAUUCCAGUAAUGCACGGAUUUGUGAACAUAAAUGCCGUUACAAUCAAUCGGAAGCUAUUCGUGUGGACUAUAAUUUCCAGACGCUGUGUAUACCGCGCGGGCACUCGAAUGUUCAUGAGAGGCAUCGACAGCGAUGGCCAUCCGUCCAACUAUGUCGAGACCGAACAGAUUGUCGAAUACGAGUCCUCCCAGAGUUCGUUCGUUCAGAUUAGAGGCUCAAUACCUCUUCAUUGGACACAAUUACCUGAUCUGCGAUACAAACCUCCGCCACAAUUGACUCAAUUCGCGAACCAAUUGCAGAGUUAUCACAAACAUAUCGACCAUUUAAUCAAUAAUUACGGGAAAAUAUGUUUAAUUAAUUUAGUCAAUCAUUCGGGACAAGAGUUGCCACUCGAGAGGGCUUUCAAAGAGGUCGUCAGACAAUCGAAUAGUCAAUUCGUGAGAUACGAGUCGUUUGACUUUCAUCACGAGUGCCGCAAAAUGCGUUGGGAUCGGCUCUCUAUCCUUAUGGACCGCAUUGACAACGAACUCAAAGAAUUCGGUUAUUUCCUGAUGUCUGCCGAUAGGUCUGCCCUCAGCCUACAAGAGGGCGUCUUUCGCACCAAUUGUAUCGAUAGCUUAGACCGAACUAAUGUCGCACAGGGUUUGAUCGCCAAACACUGUUUGGAGUCCGUUUUGAAGCGCUUCCAGAUUUUGAACAAUUCGGACACAUUGGAUGACUACCCGGGCUUUCACUAUCUCUAUAGAAAUGGUUGGGCCGACAACGCGGACAUCUGUAGCAUUCAGUACGCGGGCACCGGAGCUCUCAAAACGGACUUUACCCGAACGGGCAAAAGGAAUACUAUGGGUGCCAUCAAAGAUGGUAUCAAUUCAUUGGUUCGUUAUUACAAAAACAAUUUCGCCGACGGCUUCAGACAAGACGCUAUCGAUUUGUUUUUGGGUUAUUAUAAAGUGGACGAAAAUGAAGGCAAACUCGUUAAGUGUCCGCUA
Medioppia subpectinata is the source of this 1667-nucleotide messenger RNA. The record is from the annotation of a GenBank genome assembly. Lineage: Eukaryota; Metazoa; Arthropoda; Arachnida; Sarcoptiformes; Oppiidae.